Molecule: messenger RNA, 849 nt
Organism: Pocillopora meandrina
Lineage: Eukaryota; Metazoa; Cnidaria; Anthozoa; Scleractinia; Pocilloporidae
Source: the annotation of a GenBank genome assembly
AUGGCUGACAUAGUUGUUGUAGAUGGAUCUUGGAACCAGCAAGGAUGGUCUGCUCGCGAUGGUGUUGUUGCAGUCAUUUCAAUUAACACAGGAAAAGUUUUAGAUGCUAUUUUCUUGUCGAACUCCUGUGCGAGUUGCGAACAAAAGUAAUGGGAAGGCACCAUUUCCAGAAUGGAUUACUUGGGUUGGGUUAUCCGCCACGAAGGAUAUUGUUUCCAUAAUCACAAAGGGAGUUCGCAGGUAAUUGACUCCUCUAUUGUUAUUUAUAGUGAAACUUGUCAUUUACAUCUUUUUCUUCAGUAGUAGACUUUUUGAUACAGAAGCACACAGUAUUCUGUGAUCCUAUUAAUUGUAGCCAAAAUGCAGUGGCUGUGGAACCCAUAAAUUUUUUAACGGUCUGGAGACAUUUACAGUGCCUGUUUUGGAAAACUUUAAAAUGCGAGAUAACAUCUGUUCACCUUACAUCUCUUACAUGUACAUUCCACUCUUUCAUGAUAGUCAACUCAACAGUUUAUAGUAGGUUAAAAUUAUAGAAACCUUAACUGAUAACAUUUUCCCUGAAUUAUUUUCCUAAAGGGACUAUCAUACAAUGGGCAUUUAAAUAUGUUACUUUUGGAUACUAAUGUUGCAAUGCUUUUCUUAUAGUCAAUGGAAGCACGAGGAUCAUGUCUCUUGUUUGGAAGGUCACUUGACUAACACAACUUGAGGUACAUCCCUUUUGUGGGUGAUAGGGACAGUAAAAGUUACUCAGAAGUAUGUAAAAUGGCCCAUUAUGGUCCAGCAGUUUUCAUUCCCAAAGAAGACUGUAUCACACAUGUCACUGAACAAAUGGGGACAGCAUUGAGAAAG